AUGAGCGCAGACCCAGGCCGGGACCGACGGAAUGAGAGAAACAAAUUCAGAAGACGUAGAGGUGUCCUUAUGAAGAAAGCUUUUCAACUAAAUGAUUUAUGCGGCGCCCGAGUCUGCGUGGUUGUUGAGAAGGACGGUCGCUACUACACUUUCCGAUCAACUCAGGAUGAGUCCUGGCCGCCAAAUAUAAAGGAAAUUCAAAAGAGCUACCCAUUGCCAAAAAUGCUAUAUCCAGAACACCUUAGGAGGAACCAUUCCAUUGUGGCCGACGCCGACACCGCUGACACCGACACUGCCGACACCGCCGAUGCCGAUGCUGCCAACGCCGCCGACAUCGACACACCAGUACCAGGUGAAGCGAGCACCAGUUUUGUCUUCACCCCCCCGGUCCUAACAGAAUCCCCGGAAUUUACAGCGCGCUUUGCACCUCGAACUUGA
Morchella importuna is the source of this 438-nucleotide messenger RNA. RefSeq lists its product as uncharacterized. Gene Ontology annotation, molecular function: DNA binding; protein dimerization activity. NCBI's taxonomy places the organism in Eukaryota, Fungi, Ascomycota, Pezizomycetes, Pezizales, Morchellaceae. The coding region runs from base 1 to 438 and encodes 145 amino acids. The transcript is spliced from 2 exons. The record is from RefSeq and is a predicted model, not a curated record.